This is a messenger RNA of Anolis carolinensis (green anole), 1884 nucleotides long. It is a transcript of the gene armc6, whose product is annotated as armadillo repeat containing 6. NCBI's taxonomy places the organism in Eukaryota, Metazoa, Chordata, Lepidosauria, Squamata, Anolidae. The coding region runs from base 176 to 1594 and encodes 472 amino acids. The transcript has 8 exons. Gene Ontology annotation, molecular function: protein binding. Gene Ontology annotation, biological process: hematopoietic progenitor cell differentiation. The record is from RefSeq and is a predicted model, not a curated record.
CGUCACGUGGCGAUCGGGCUACGGCGGCUGCGCGGGGCCAAAGCGAUGUAGCAAAGGCGCCUCGUUGUGAGCCUUGAGACCCUACGGUGCGCGCCGAGGGACAUCCCAGGUAUAUUGUGCCCAUUAUGCUUCUGCUUCCCUUUUAGUGGAGAUCAAGGUUAGGAAAAUAAGUGAAAUGGCAUCCAAACGGAUUAGCCAGGAAACCUUUGAUGAUGUGGUGCAGGAAAAUAUGGCCGAGUUCGGCAUGGAUCCCGAGGAGGCCGUGGCCGAAGCCGUCCAGCAAUUCGAGUCUCAAGGCGUGGAUUUGACCAACAUCGUGAAGGCGGCACCGAAUCCCACCUCUGAGGAUGGAGCGGAGCAGAAACAUGCCAUUUUACAGACGCUGGACUCCCUCCAGAAGGCCCUCCUGGACGCCUCCGACUGGGGCCGAGUGGACGAUCUGCUGGUCAGCUUGGCGAAGCAGUGCCGGGCGGAGGUGUCGGUGCGCUUCCUGGCGGGGCAGAAGGGCGCCUACCCUGCGGUGCUGGCCGCCUGCCGCCUGUCCGGGGAGGGGCGCUGCUCUCUGCGCAGGGCGCUGGGGGCGCUGGGGGCGCUGCUGGAGGGCCAGCCGGACCUGCUGGAGGCCGGCGGGAGGGAGGUGGUGCUGCGGGCGCUGCGGGAGGGCGGCCCCGAGGAAGCGGAAGAGGCCGAGUCGACCCUGGCCGCCCUGCGCUGCCUGCGCCACGCCUGCCUCAAGCACGAGCGCAACCGGCAGGAGAUGGUGGAGGCGGGCGCCCUGGGCCUGCUCACCGGCGCCAUCCUGCGACACGGGCGGCGGGCCCCGGUGGUGCGCGAGGCCUGCCUGGGCCUCAGGGUCAUGACCUUCGACGACGACAUCCGGGCGCCCUUCGGACACGCCCACCAGCACGCCAAGAGCAUCGUGGUCGACCACAACGGCCUGGCCGUGCUCAUCGAAGCCGCCAAGGCCUUCACCGACGACUGCGACGUCCUGAGCGAGAUCUGCGCCACUUUGGCCCGGCUUUCCGUCCGGAAUGAGUUUUGCCAGGACAUCGUGGACUUGGGAGGACUGAACUUCAUCGUGGCCUUGCUGGCCGAUUGCAUAGACCACCAGGACCUGGUGAAGCAGGUGCUGAGCGCCAUCCGUGCCAUUGCGGGCAACGACGACGUGAAGGACGCCAUUGUCAACGCCGGCGGGACCGACCUCAUUGUGCUGGCCAUGAGCCGCCACCUUGGGAGCCCCCAGGUAUGUGAGCAGAGCUGUGCGGCGCUCUGCAUGCUGGCCCUGCGCAAGCCCGAGAACUGCCGGGUCAUCAUGGAAGGGGGCGGGGCCUUGGCGGCACUCCAGGCCAUGAAGACACACCCCCGGGAGGCUGGCGUCCAGAAGCAGGCCUGCAUGCUCAUCCGCAACCUGGUAGCGCACAGCCAGGACUUCUCGCAGCCCAUCCUGGAUCUGGGGGCCGAAACCCUCAUCGCAGAGGCCCGGGCCGCCCACCGGGACUGCGACGAUGUGGCCAAAGCCGCCUUGCGAGACCUGGGCUGCAAAGUGGAGCUGCGCGAACUCUGGACCGGGCAGAAGGGAAGCCUGGCCCGUUGAGACCCCGACAACCUCCCCAAAAAAACAUGGGGAAUAUUAAUCCCAAAAUGCUGUGCUUUGGACUCCGGGUCCCAUAAUCCCCCCUCUUUUGUGUGCGGCGACUCCCAUCGUCCGCAAAUAAGGUUUGUUCCAAAAGACUUGCCAGAGAAUGAGCGAGGGCGAAAAAGGGACUCCUGUACCUUUAAUUGUGAGAUACCUGUCACUGUGAGAUGCUGCGAAAAGGGGCUCCUGUACCUUUAAUUGUGAGAUACCUGUAAUUGUGAGCUAAUUGUAAGAUCAUGUGAAAAGAG